AUGAUGAACGCCCUCAAGGGGCGGGUAUCCUCCGACCUCGACGAUUUAGUGAACAGGACCGACUCACCAUUCACUGCGUCCGUCAACUCAUCCCCCCUGCCACCGAAGUUCCGAAUGCCUCAGAUCGAAAGUUACGACGGGGUCAAGGACCCCCUCGAUCAUCUAGAGACUUUCAAGACCCUGAUGCACCUUCAGGGGGUACCUGACGAGAUCAUGUGCAAGGUGUUCCCGACCACACUGAAGGGACCUGCGAGGGUUUGGUUCAGUAGACUGACACCGAACUCCAUCAAUACUUUCAAGGAGUUGAGCGCCCAGUUCACCUCCCACUUCAUUGGCGGUCAUCGGUACAAGAGGUCCACCGCGUGCCUGAUGAGCAUCAAGCAGCGAGAAGACGAGACGUUGCGAGCCUACAUAACCCGUUUCAACAAAGAAGCCCUUUCGAUCGACGAAGCGGAUGAUAAGAUACUCGUAGCUUCGUUUACAAGCGGGCUGCGGAAGGGGAAGUUCUUGUUUUCCUUAUACAAGAACGACCCGAAGACCAUGGCGGAUGUACUCUACAGGGCUACCAAGUAUAUGAAUGCAGAAGACGCACUGUUGGCCCGCGAAGAGAAACCUAAGAAGAGGGAGAGGCAGGAGGAUAUGCGACAAGAUAGGGGGAGAAAGGUCGCUAGAACCGGGGAUCAGCGUGAUGAAAGGCGCUUCAAACCCCCCACAGGAAGAUUCACCAAUUUCACCCCAUUAACCGCCCCAAUUGACUAG
This is a messenger RNA of Quercus robur (English oak), 759 nucleotides long. RefSeq lists its product as uncharacterized. Bases 1 to 759 code for a protein of 252 amino acids. The transcript has a single exon. NCBI's taxonomy places the organism in Eukaryota, Viridiplantae, Streptophyta, Magnoliopsida, Fagales, Fagaceae. The record is from RefSeq and is a predicted model, not a curated record.